AGAAACCUUCUUCCCAACAUGUCGAACGAGCAAAUGAAAGCUGUGCACUACGAAGGACCCUUCAAGGUCUCCGUCAAGGAGGUUCCAUUGCCAAAGCUCGAACACCCAGACGAUGCUAUUAUCAAGGUGACUACUGCUGNNAACAUGGGAAUCGUUACAGAAGUCGGUUCUGGAGUGACACUGCUCAAGAAAGGCGACCGUAUCGUGCUUCCUUUCAACGUAGCAGAUGGCAGGUGCCGUAACUGCGAGAAUGGAAAGACUGCAUUCUGUACUGGCGUCAACCCUGGUUUCGCAGGAGGUGCUUACGGCUACGUUGCAAUGGGCCCGUACCAAGGAGGACAGGCACAGUAUCUUCGUGUGCCUUAUGCCGAUUUCAAUGCUCUUGUUCUACCACCUGGCACAGAACAUGAGGCCGACUUCGCUCUUCUUGCUGACAUUUUCCCGACUGGCUGGCACGGUCUUCAACUAUCUGGCUUCCAACCUGGUGAUAGUGUGGCUGUCUUUGGCGCGGGUCCUGUAGGUUUGAUGGCUGCUUACUCCGCUGUCUUGCGCGGAGCUAGCAAGGUGUUCGUUGUCGACCAAGUCAAGGAGAGAUUGGAUGCUGCAAGAAAGAUUGGAUGCGAAGGUGUCGACUUCACCAAGAGUAACCCUGUGGAGCAGAUCAUCGAGCUCAAUGGUGGAGAGAUGGUUGAUCGUGCAGUUGAUGCUGUCGGUUAUCAAGCCGUCGACAAGAGUGGUAAUAAGGAGCAGCCCAACAUUGUUCUUGACCAACUCAUCCAAGUCACUAGACCCACCGGCGGCUUGGGUAUCCCUGGUCUCUACGUUCCUUCCGGACAGAUCCUCAUCUCCUUCGGUAAGCUCUUCGAGAAAGGUCUAUUCCUCGGAACCGGACAGUGCAACGUCAAGGCCUACAACCGUCAACUUCGCGACCUCAUCGUUUCUGGCCGCGCAAAGCCUUCUUUCGUCGUUUCUCAUGAAGUCGACAUCGACGAGGCUGUCGAUGCUUACGACAAGUUCGACAAGAGAAUUGAUGGCUACACCAAGGUGUUGCUCCAUCCCAACGGUCCCUUGGACAAGUUCUCGAUCUAG
Aureobasidium musti is the source of this 1089-nucleotide messenger RNA. The record is from the annotation of a GenBank genome assembly. NCBI's taxonomy places the organism in Eukaryota, Fungi, Ascomycota, Dothideomycetes, Dothideales, Saccotheciaceae.